This is a messenger RNA of Symbiodinium sp. CCMP2456, 1659 nucleotides long. Lineage: Eukaryota; Dinophyceae; Suessiales; Symbiodiniaceae. The record is from the annotation of a GenBank genome assembly.
AUGGCGACGAAGGGUUUCGCCAUUUAUGGGCUGGUCUCCCAGCCUCAAUCCGAAGCUGACUCGGCAAAAGAGGAGUGGGGCAUUUCCUACGACAUCAUCGGUUCGCCGGACGUGUCUCUGGUGAAGCAUCUCGCCGAUGAGAAGAUCAUCGACCUGGUCAUCAGCGAGAAGAAGAACUACCCCAAUGGCAUGGUGCAGCCCGCUCUUCUCUUUAUGCGCCGUUCGGAUCGAGCAGUGCUCUUCAGCUGGGCCGUGGCUCCUGACUCGUCGGAGUUUGGGUUCGCCAGCUACCGUCCGACCCCAGGCGAUGUCUGGAAGGCGGUGUCUGGCAAGUUAGAGGCGCCCCGGAGCGAGCUUCCCGUGGUGGAAGCUAGGCCGGUGGGGGUCUCGAUCGCCUGGCUGCGAAUGAUGCCGCCGUGGCUCAUGUCCGGUGAGAGGAGCUUCACCGACCGUAUGCGCGAAUUCCUGUCGAGCUCCUUGGCCGGUUUCAUGGCUGAUGUGGCGCUGGGCGUCAUGUUCUGUGAGCACCAGUGGUCUGGCUACGAGUGCGCACUGGCCCUGGGGAAGCGGACAGACGACUUCGGCUGGGCAGAGGCCGAGCCAACGUUUGAGAUCUUGGAGAUGAUCUUUGUCUCGAUCUACCUGCUUGAUGUCAUCCUCCGCAUGAUCUUCCUGCCUCUGAGUCGGCUCAGGCAGCCUCUCAACUUUUUUGACACCGUCGUCGUCGUCGUUUGUGCCAUCGACGUCUACAUUUUAAGACCGGCAGGCGUCGCAGAUCUGGAAGCUCUCAUCAUUCUGCGGCUCAUCCGUGCAGCGCGGAUUCUUCGCGUGGUCCGAGUUCUAAAGUUUAUGAGACUGUUUCAUAACCUUCACGUCCUCAUCGAAACGCUGAGCAGCAUGAUGGUCGACCUUUUCUGGGGUUGCCUCCUCUUAACGACGAUCAUCGUGACUGCAGGCCUUUUUCUUGGCACCUUGGCCCAAAGCCACAUCCUGGACGACAGCCUGGACCCAAAAACCCGUGAGUUCCUGUACGCGCGAUUUGCCCAUGCCACCUCGGCCUCGUACUACCUCUUCGAGGCUGCCUUGACUUCUGCCUGGGUAACAUCAGCCGGGCCCAUGAUCUUCGACGUCAGCAGCCUCUUUGCGCUCUUCUGGGUACCAUAUGUUGUUAUGGUGAACUUCGCAGUGACGCGCGUCAUCGCAGCCCUGUUCUUGAAGUCGACGCUAGAAGUCGCCGCGCGGGAGAAGGAGAAAGUUGCCAGCGAGGCCAAAAAGAAGAAGGACAAGGUGGCAAAGCGCCUUAAGCACAUCUUCAAGCUGGCAGAUGGGAGUGGUGACGGGUGCGUGGCGUUGGAGGAUUUUCGGCGGAUGCUCGACGAGCCAGAUGUGCUGGAACACCUUGAGGAGAUGGAGCUUAACCACAACGAGAUGCGUGCGUUGGUGGACUUGCUCAGCGAGGGAGGAAAGCCGGUCCCCAUCUCGGACUUCCUGCAUGCGGCGCUGACCAUGAACGACACGGCAAGAACGAUUCACAUGAUGCAGACGUCCAUCGAUGUAGCGCGGAUCGAAAGGGCGAUCCUCCAGCUCGGUGCCAGGCAGAAUGCCCUGCUCAGAAAGCUGAGCCCUGUCUGUUUGGAGGCCACCGUCUCCGCCGUGUGA